Messenger RNA from Myotis lucifugus (little brown bat), 1107 nucleotides. Its product is annotated as pulmonary surfactant-associated protein D-like. NCBI's taxonomy places the organism in Eukaryota, Metazoa, Chordata, Mammalia, Chiroptera, Vespertilionidae. The record is from RefSeq and is a predicted model, not a curated record. The transcript has 6 exons.
AUGCUUCUCCUCUCCGUGCUGGUCCUACUCACACAGCCUCCAAGGUCAUUGGGAGCAGAAGUGAAGACCCUUCCCCAGAAACCUUUGAUUGAUAACUGCACCCUGGUCACAUGUAGCCCUGUGGAGAAUGGCCUGCCUGGUCAUGAUGAACAAGAUGGGAAAGAGGGCCCCUUGGGCGAGAAGAGGAAUCCAGGUUCACCAGGAGCUAGAGAGCAAAUGGGGAUGCUGGAUGUCCCCAAAGAGGACAAUAGCUCUGCUGGAGAACCUGGACCGAAGGGAGACUCGGGGCCACGUGGACCUCCGGGACCUGCAGGUGUGCGCGGGCCGGCUGGAAGAGAGGGUCCCUCAAGAAUACAGAGGAGUGUAGAACCCCAAGGUAAACCAACCCCCAAAAGAGAGCCAGAACCCAAAGGAGAAGUGGGUGCCCCAGGCGUGCAGGGCUCUGCAGGGACAAGAGGCCCCCCAGGUGUCAAAGGGGAGAAAGGUGCCCCUGGUGAGCGUGGAGACCCUGGAUUUGCAGGGGCAGCUAUGACAGUGGCUGUGGGCUUCCUGGGGUCCACACCCUUCCCUUUGGGACCCGGACUCUGAGCCAAUUCCUGACUGUGGGGGACUGGUCUUCACUGUGCCUCUCUCUCUUCUGCAGACAUUGCUGCUCUGUGGCAGCAGCUAGAGGCCUUGCAGGGGCAGGUAAGACACCUGCAGGGAGCCUUCCUUCAGUAUAAGAAAGUGGAGCUCUUCCCCAACGGCCGAGGUGUUGGCCAGAAGGUCUUCAAGGCAGCAGGCUUUCUGAAAACUUUUUAUGAAGCACGGCAAGUGUGCGCACAGGCCGGUGGGCAGAUGCCCUCCCCACGCUCUGCAGCUGAGAACCACGCCUUGCAACUGCUGCUGGAGGCUGAGAACAAGGGUGCUGCAUUCCUGAGCAUGACUGACUUCAAGACGAAGGGCAGGUUCACCUACCCAGGAGGGAAGCCCCUGGUCUAUUCCAACUGGGCCCCUGGGGAGCCCAACGACGAAAACGGCAAUGAGCACUGUGUGGAGAUCUACACCAACGGCCAGUGGAACGACAAGCCCUGUGGAGCGAAGCGCCUUGUGAUCUGCGAGUUCUGA